Spodoptera littoralis (African cotton leafworm) is the source of this 2241-nucleotide messenger RNA. The record is from the annotation of a GenBank genome assembly. Lineage: Eukaryota; Metazoa; Arthropoda; Insecta; Lepidoptera; Noctuidae.
AUGGACGCGAAAGACGUAUGUGUGGAAAUAGAGAACGAUGAGUUUUACAGCAAGUUCUUAGACGAGUCUAUAAAACCAAUAAUCAAUGAUCAACUAUCGGUCACUGAUCAAGUGAAUAAGCUCACUCAGGGCAUUGAAAAACUUACCAAAAGCUUGGAGAAACAAGUCUUAGCCAAACAUAAUGAUCUACUUACACAGGCAAGUCAUAUUUCUGACCUAGAACUAACUUUAGAAUCGGUACAGUCGCAAGUACAAAGUUUGCUGCGCGGUGCCGAAAAACUAAAAGAUAGAGUACACACACCGUACUAUGCGCUAGAAAACCAAACAAUGAUGCUCGAAAGAGUUCAAACAACGUGUAAUUUGUUAAGACACGCCUCUAAAAUCCUUGCUUUAUGGAAUAAACUACAGAGUAUCAAAGAUAACCCAUCCAAAGAAGCCAUUAUAAUAUUUGAACUUAAUGAGCUGAUUAGUGACUACGAUUUUGAAGGAAUAGAUCUUCUAGACGAAGUGUUGAAGGCUGUUCAACUUAGGAGGACAGAGUUACUAACCAACUCUACUGAACUAUUGCAGUCUAGCCUUCUAAGCGGAGACAAAGCUAAACUGUUGCAAUGCUUCAAAGUGUUCCACAACCUGCAAUGUACAGAGGAACAGAUCAAAAACUCUGUUAACAGUAUUCUGAGUGACUUGAAAAAGGAAAUAACAAAUGCACUGAAUGUACAAAUGGUUUCAAUUGAGGUCAAGAAAUCCAGCUCAGGAAGAAUUGCUCCUGGAAAAGCUAACAUCAUGAAUGCUCAAGAUUUUAAAAUAAAACUUUGGGAUAACAUUGAGAAGCUUUUUAAAGUUGACAUCUACAACAGCUGUACUAAAGUCAUAAUGCUUCAAAAUGUUGUUAAUGAGUUACAUGCUAUUGGAAAUUUCAGGAAUAUAGCCAAGAACUUUUGGGCUGAUUUAUCCCUCGUUUUCAGCAGUGAACUUGAGAAGAGCCCUCUCACUGUCAACCAGUCUGUUGAGAUUGACUUCCCAAGAUUGCUAAAAAGCUUCAAUGAUUUACUCUCUAGACUCAAAUGUAAGGAUCUAGAGAUGAACCGUUCAAGUCUUACAAAAUGGGAGAAUUCAUUUUUAUCGAAAUCUCUAGGGAAGUUACUGGAACCUGUCAGAAGCAUGUGGCAUCUAUCUCAAGUACCAAACAUGGAUCAAAUAGACAAUGCCAUCAGAGUCAUUGCUGAGGCCCUGAGCAUCUCACUUGGUGACAAACAGUUAAGCAUCAGCUUGGCUAAUAGUGUGGCCAAGUCCAUCAAGCAAAUGACUGUUGAAGCUGAGCAGAGAAUAUCCAUGGACAGUGAUGUUGCUCAGAUCAUAGAACCGCCAACCAGCUCACAGCAAAAGAAUGCUGAUCUCUGCAACUCCUUGUACUACUUCUCAUCUCAAAUUAAAAGAGUUCUUGUAAACAUGAACUCAAUGCUGCCCCAAGAAAGUAUACAAAUAGUCCAGAAUAGUUUGAAAGAUAUUUCCAGCAUGCCCAUUCUUCAACUGUUUGCAGAAUCCAUCAAGAAUUCACUUUAUAUUAUAUUGAUGACAAUGCAUGAUGAGCCCGAUUUGAUCAGGGCUGAUGACCCAACUGGGAAGUCAUUGUCAUGUUCUCCUUAUAUGAAAGAGUUGCAGCAAUUUGUGUCCAGGUGCAAAGAUAUUUACUUGUCAAUGUUCAAUGAAAAAUCAGCUCUAAAUGAGUGCUGUGUGGACAUAGCUAGAGCUUGCAUUGAGAGGUUUACUCAGCACAUCUGUAAUGUGAGGCCACUGAGUAAGUUUGGACGAGCAAAGUUGCAGAUAGACUGCAAACAUUUAGAGACUGCAUUAUCUCCUUUACUGAAUGAUAUAACUGAGUUAGGAGAUCAUUACAGACAGUUGAAGGCCUUGCAUCUCUUGCUGGAGAAGACUCCUCAAGAAAUAGCCAAGAGUCAGACAGAAGGUGCCUGUUUACCAUAUUCUUUGGUAAUGAUGUUCUUGUUCUCCCACGGUGGGCAUCAACUGUUGGCUCCGCAUACAUGUGCUGGUUGGAGCAUACAGAAGUUGAUGCAGUGGUUGGACUCCCAUAAGAAUGAGAGGGACAGGUUAGAGUUUGUGGCUGGAGCCUUGCAGAGAUAUCAGAACCAUGUCAGACAGAAUCAAAUUGCCACAUAUGAUGAAGUGUACCCAGUGCUGCUACAACUGCUAGAAGAUGGCAGAAAGUCUUUGAAGAAAUAG